AUGCCUACCCCCGAAUCGGAAUCCUUCAAGGCCUCGAAGCCCACGGUYCCUCCAACCUUUGAUGGCGUAGACUACGAUGAUAACAAGGCCCUAAAGGCUGCACAGGACUCCAUCAUCCGAGAGCAAUGGGUGCAGAGCAUGAUGGCRCGGCUGAUCCGCGAGGAAAUGGGCAAAUGCUACUACCGUGAGGGCGUGAAUCAUUUGGAGAAGUGCGGACACUUGAGAGAGCGAUACCUCCAGCAAUUGAAGCACAGCAAAAUCAAGGGCUAUUUGUUUGAGCAACAGAACUACAUUCCGAAGACUGAGUAA
Messenger RNA from Ramularia collo-cygni, 309 nucleotides. Its product is annotated as probable NADH-ubiquinone oxidoreductase 12 kDa subunit, mitochondrial precursor. NCBI's taxonomy places the organism in Eukaryota, Fungi, Ascomycota, Dothideomycetes, Mycosphaerellales, Mycosphaerellaceae. The record is from RefSeq and is a predicted model, not a curated record. The transcript is spliced from 2 exons. Bases 1 to 309 code for a protein of 102 amino acids.